This is a messenger RNA of Poecile atricapillus (Black-capped chickadee), 2311 nucleotides long. It is a transcript of the gene HROB, whose product is annotated as homologous recombination factor with OB-fold. Gene Ontology annotation, biological process: recombinational repair. The coding region runs from base 204 to 2069 and encodes 621 amino acids. The transcript is spliced from 10 exons. The record is from RefSeq and is a predicted model, not a curated record. NCBI's taxonomy places the organism in Eukaryota, Metazoa, Chordata, Aves, Passeriformes, Paridae.
AGUGAUGGUGCGGGAGUGUGCAAGGGCACGGGAGUGUGAAUGAAUGAGUGUGGAUGAGUGUGAAUGAGUGUGAGUGAGCGUGAAUGAGCGUGCGUGAGCGUGAAUGAAUGUGAAUCAGUGUGAAUCAGUGUGAAUGAGCGUGCAGCGGCGCACAAAUACGAAUGCCGGAGGGCACACGCGUGUGCGUGACGGGGUGAUGGGCCAUGGCGCGCACUCACGCGUGCCACAGGCUGUUGUGCUGCCUGGCAUACGCGUGUGCCCGCCCAGGCGCUCGCUGUGCAGCCGCUCCUGCACACGAGUGCACGAACGCACAGUCCUGCCACUUGCAGAAGCUUUUUGGGAGCGGCAGGGAGCUGGAGGAUGAGGAUUUCCUCUCCGCUGUGGAAGAUGCAGAGAACCAGUUUGUGAUCCCCGGGCAUUCCUCAGCCGGCAUCAUCCCGGUUCCUCCCAGUGAACCCCAUCCCAGUGAACCCCAUCCCAGUAAAGCCCAUCCCAGUAAAGCCCAUCCCAGUAAAGCCCAUCCCAGUAAAGCCCCCGCCCUCCGGCCCCUCUCUGGGCAGGGUGAGCGGCCCGAGGGGUUGCAGGGACCCCCAUGCUGGGGAGCAGCACCCCAGGAUGAGCUGGACAAUGAGCUUUUCCUGGCCGCCUGCAGGGAGCUGGAGGCUCCCGAGGUGCCGGUGGUGGCCGGUGCUGCCCCGGUGCCGCCGUGGAAGUGCCCAGGGAAGGAGAACGCUCAGGAAUGUGGGAUCCCCAAAAAGCUCAGGGUGGGAGAGGAGCCGGUCCCCGGCUCCAGGGGGCUGCAGGACAGGCAGGGCCCCCUCCCCAGUCCCAGACUGGUGCUGCGGCCCAGCGCGGCCGGUGCCUGCGCCCCCAGACCCUCCCCUUCCUCGGGAGAGCCGGGGAGCGCCGGGGGCUCCAUCCCUGCUCCAAAGGCUCCGUACAUGAGGCCUGCCCAAGCACCCCGAGCAGGGAGCAGCUCCUCGGUGCCCUGGACCCCCCCAGCACAGAGCAGCCCCCAGCCCCAGCUGCCCCCCAGACCCCCCUCAGGCCCCCCCAGCUCCGUGGAGCCUCCGAGGCCUCCGCUCCAGCAGCCCCCCGGCUUCCCGAACCCCCCCGUGGCUCCCAACGCUCCCGGCCCCCCAAAGCCCCCGGUGGUCACCAACCACCUGGUGCAGCUGGUGACAGCGGCCAGCAAAGCCCCCGGGGGACCCCCGCGAGCCCCCCCACGCAGGGAGAGCCGGCGCUUCCCGGGGCCAGCCGGGAUCCUGCCCCAGCAGCACUCUGGGAAGCUGCUGGAGGAGAUCCUGGUGUCUGCUCCCCAAACUCCGGCUCACGGGGCUGUGGCGAAGCCGCGGGCUCAGGCACUGCCCAGCUCCCCGCUGCCCACGGAGGAGGAUUUCGGGAAGGGGCCCUGGCUGGCCAUGAAGACAGAGCUGGGGCUGGAUGAGAGAGAUCCCAGCUGCUUCCUCCACACCUACAGCGUGGUCAUGGUGCUCCGCAAGGCAGCCCUGAAGCAGCUCCCAAAAAACAAGGUCCCCAGCAUGGCUGUGAUGAUCAAGACCCUGACCAGGAGCAGCGCCGGCGCUGGCGCCGUGUUCCGGGACCCCACGGGGGAGAUGCAGGGCACGGUGCACCAGCUGCUGCUGGAGCAGAGGCAGAGCGAGCUCCGGGCCGGCUCCGUGCUGCUCCUGAGGCAGGUCGGGGUCUUCUCCCCCUCCCACCGCAACCACUACCUCAACGUGACCCCCACCAACCUCCUCCGCAUCUUCCCGCCUGAGCCCGAGGGCUGCUCCCCCCGGCAGGUCCCUGCCCAGGCUGAGCUGAUUCAGGACCCCCCUGCGCAGCCCCCUCAGGGUGUCCCUGUUCCUGAGGAUUGGGGACAGUCGAGGACAAGUGGGCACAGCGCAGAGCAGCAUCCUGGGGGCUCCUCCCUGUGCCCACUGAGCUCUGGUCCCAGCUGGGAAGAGCCGGUGGGAGCUGAUGGAUGUGACACGGAUGACCUGGACGGGCUCCUGGGGGAGCUGCCCGAGGAUUUCUUCUCAGCCCCGGCUCAGGUUGACUGCGGCUGAGCCCAGCGGCUGCUGUGAGGGUGACGGUGCUGGGGAGCAGGUGACACCCCUGCCACCCUCCUGCUCCUGUCUCUGCGUGUCUGUGCUGUUUGUUGUGGAGCUGAGAGCUGGGGAGACCCGGGGGGGACUCAGCGCUGUCCCCGCUGCUCCGGGCACACCGGCCCCUCUCGCUCCCAAACCUGCAUUAAAGGGCUCUUUUGUUUCUGCAUCACCUGUGUCCUCGUGUGUCACCCCUCUGUCCC